Messenger RNA from Clarias gariepinus (North African catfish), 3990 nucleotides. RefSeq names its product centrosomal protein of 120 kDa. The coding region runs from base 104 to 2713 and encodes 869 amino acids. The transcript has 19 exons. Gene Ontology annotation, cellular component: centrosome; centriole. The record is from RefSeq and is a predicted model, not a curated record. Gene Ontology annotation, biological process: interkinetic nuclear migration; centrosome cycle; positive regulation of centriole elongation. NCBI's taxonomy places the organism in Eukaryota, Metazoa, Chordata, Actinopteri, Siluriformes, Clariidae.
AAUCAGUAGCGGGCGGAAGCGUUGUUUCUGAGUUGACAAUAUGAGCGUCUUCGGAACUUUGCGAAUUCCAACAAAUUAAAAUUGUUCGUGGAUCUAACAUAUCAUGGCCUCAAAAUCAGACCAACUCCUCAUUGUCGUUUCUAUUCUUGGAGGUCGUCAGUUUCCCAAGAGACAGCAACAAACCUUAGUUGUACAAGCAAAGUUUGAUGGGGAACAGCUAGAGACAGACCCUGUGGAGCAUAAGGAACAGCCACAGUUUUGUACAGAACUGGCAUGGGAGCUUGAUCGCCGAACGCUUCAUCAGCAUAGACUGCAGCGGACACCCAUCAAGUUGCAGUGCUUUGCAAUUGAUUCAAAUAACUCUUCAAGAGAAUGUGUUGGCUAUAUUGUCUUGGAUCUCAGAUCAGUCCAGGAAGUUAAGCAGCCUCCUAAGUGGUAUUCCUUGCUGAGUAGUAAGUACACUAAACUGAAGCCAUCACUGUUGUUGAGCCUGGUCCUGGAAAAUGACACCAAACAGGAACCUGAUCAAUUUAAGGCAAAGAAAGCUCCACCAAGACCAGAGUCACCUGUAACCACAAAGCCUGAAUCAAUUAAACUAGAGGUGAUUCUAAACGAAGAAGAAGGAUAUCACCAAAUUGGACCAGCAGAUGUUUGCAAAGACCUGUUUGUUCUGUCUGUAACUGUAGCCUUUGCAACCAGACUGGAACAGUUAAUUUCAGGUUCAAUGAAGUUAGUCAGUGAAGGUUCAGAGUUUUUCUUCUUCUACACUCUGUUGGGCAAUGAUGUCACCAGCGAACCCUUCCAAAACCUCAUCAAUCCAAACUUUGAGCCUGAACGAGCCUCAGUUCGUAUUCGCAGCAAUGAGAAAGUAUUAAGAACUUUUUUCAGCAAGCACCCAAACCUUCAGAUUCAUCUUUGCUGUGGAAACCAGUCGUUAGGCAGCACAGAGGUCUCUCUUGCUUCGCUCAUGAAGAAUAGUGUGGAUCUGGUCAAACAGGCGGCCUCUGUAGAGGGGGCUUUUGUCUUGAAUCCACCAAGUCGUAUACAACGGAACAGUCAGUCUAUCCCAGUGGAUUUACAGCCAACAGUUGGGGUGUCCGUAGGCUUGAGAAAAGAAGAAGCCAAUGCUGAGGCGCUGCCUAUUAAGGGUGAAGAUGGGCUUAGGACUCCUGUUAAAAAAAGCCCAGGAGUGCAUUUCUUUCCAGAGCCAACUCUGUCUGAGCCAAGACAGUUUAGUCCAUCUCCUGUUCCGUCCCAGAAUUCUCCAUCACCUGAACAUCAGCAUUCAGAGAGUGAGGCUGAGAGCCUCCCUGAUGAUGCAAAGAAAGCUGACCCAAAACAAUCAGAAUUGCCUAUGCCUUUUUUUGCUGUGUCUGAAAAUGUGCUACCAGAGAGAGAACCAGAAGUUCCAGGAUCUUCCAUUAGUGUGUCUGCUCCAAAGAUUUCCAUUCCAGCCUCAGCACAUCAUUACUGCUUUUCCAUAGAUCUGUGCAGCAUCAGAGACCUUAAUGUGAGCUUCCCCGUGAACUGCACACUAAGGUAUGCCUACCAGUUCUUUGGGAGUGCAGCCCCAAUAAUGACAAAUCCUGCAGUGACGAUUAAGAGGAAUACAGAGGUUUUCCUGCCUCAGUCCUACUGUGCAUUUGAUUUUGCUGCACUUCCCAAUCAGUUACAGGAUACAUUCUCAAGGGUUCCACUGGUGGUUGAAAUGUGGCAUCGAGACCCUACUGCCAGUGAUGUCCUACUAGGCACAGCCAGCAUUCAGCUUUCCCACCUCCUCUCUUCUGAGAAGACCCACUUUCUUAGCCACCAGUCAGGCGAGCAGCACCGGAGACAGACUUACUCUGGGAGACUAGCUGUUGUCAAAACAUCACGAGCAAACGAGAAGGUGGCUGAACUUAGUUAUGUGACAGUUCUGGAGGAUAUGGGUCUAGUGAAAGCCCAGGAUGUCCUCUUUUCUGAGUCUUCCCAGGGUGCUAAUCAGGUAUACCACAAGCCAGCAGCUCGGGCUAGGCCAUGCAGUGAAAGAGAGGUAGAGACUAAGCCUCGGGAGACUUUGGAGUAUAGGGCAGCACUAGAGCUUGAGAUGUGGAAGGAGAUGCAAGAAGAUCUAUUUGAAAACCAGUUGAAGCAGAAAGAACUGAGCCACAUGCAAGCCCUAGCAGAGGAGUGGAGGAAGAGAGAUCGGGAACGAGGGGCACUCCUUAAAAAGAAGGAGAUGGAGUAUAAUCUUAUGGAAGAACAGCUCCAGAAGGCUCUAGCUGACAUAGAAAAAAGAGAAAAGACUCUCGCUCAUGCAGAGAUGGAGACACAGAGGCUGCAGAAGGAAAUGCGUGUGGAGCAUGAGUUCAGCAUGCGGGAGCUGCAGGACACCACCAGGCGCUUACGUGAAGACUGUGCUCACCAGGUGGAGCUGGAGAGAUCAAAGGUCAGACAGCUUGAGGAGGACCUUGCAAGGCGUCAACAGCAGGUAAUAGAUGCUGAAAAGAAGUACAAACUCCUAGAAAAAGAAUUUCAGCAUUAUCGUGACGAGCAGAAGACUCGGCCUGAAAUCCAUUUGCAGUCUGAGAUUAAUUUGAUUCGAUUAGAGAAGGCGGAAUUGGAGCGGAAACUAGAAUCAACAACAAAAUCUAAACUGCAUUACAAGCAGCAAUGGGGGCGUGCUCUAAAAGAACUGGCAAGAUUUAAACAGUGCAUUUCCUGCAUGAAGUAAAUUAAUUUUCCAGGGUUGAAGAAAACUCCUGCAUGGUGCACUGAGAAACGGUAAGGCUGCCUCUAGCUUGUGGUGUUUGCUUUGAAACAUUGAACUCCUUCUUAAGUGAACCCUGUAAAGACUAAUACCAAUGUAAACAGAGCAGACGCAAAGAGCUUAUCAGGCCUUACUAAUAACUGUUAAAGACAGAGUCCAGCUGGAAAGUCUGAGUUGUCUUUUCCCCCCUGCCUCUUUUUCUUUCGUCUCUUUAAGUGCCAGAUAUAUGUUAGGAAAACAUUGGUUGAUUUAUGAUGCACCAAGGGGUCUAGAACAUGAUAUGAAAGAGAGCUAUAAAUCAGAAUUAUAUUAUUCUAAGCAUUAGCCUGCACAGUAACCAAUUGAACAUUGAGUUCAGUCGUUGAAAGAUCAAUAUAUGAAGAUGUGAUGCUAAUAUUUACACCUGGGGUAGAUUAUUCUCAGUGUUCACAUAUAAUUUAUGAAAGUCAUUGACUGUUGCAUAUUCGAAAUGUAUAAAAUUAUAUUAAAACAGCAUUAUUAGUUGUAAAAGUAUUAUUUGGAGGGCGUAGUGAACACAUGACAGAUUUCAUUAAAAAUCCUUAAUACUUAUAAAAUAGCCCUAUUAUCGUUAGUCCAAAUGCAUAUUUCUCACCCACUCAGGGAAUAUCUUCUGGCUUUAGCUGCUAACACUACAGGCCCUGCCUAUUUAAAACUUGCUUUAGCAUUUAUUUUGUCAAUUUGAAGAGCUGGGAAAACUUAAGCCAUGAAAUCCCCCAGGUGCUUGUCCUGUUCUUGUCAGCUCAGUGUUCAGCAGAAAACUGCAAUUGAGCUGUAGUCUGGAAGCCUUCUGCACUUACAUGAGUCCUUCGUCUGACCCUCUCUGGAGGAAAGCCACAGGUCAUUCAUUGGUCACUCUGUUGCUUUUUACUCCUUUGUCAACCCCCAGGUCAAGGCAACCCAAAAUAUGUUUGUGUACACAAUUUGUCAAGGUCCUAUAAUAGUUAGUUAGGCCAUCCUUUUGCCAUGCACCUUUUUAUUGUCAGUUUAGGCCUCUGGAAAUAUUUAGUUUAGCCAUCAACCACAGGUAGCAAAGGAAACACUUCAGCCCUAGGGACCUAAAGAAAAUCUGCAGGAUAAUUGUUUCAGCGUUUUUCUUCACCAUUUGCUUGGCUUUAAAUGCUAUAGCCAUGUCUUUUUGGGUUUGUUUUUCUUACAAUUUAGGUUCUUACAAAUGUAUUAUUGGCCUCAAAUGCUCCACGAAAAGACAAAAUUAAAUUAGA